UCUGCUUGACAUUUAGGCUGAGUAAAACACAUACUGCUUUAUCUGGCCCACCCCAAGCUCUAUCAUGAGCAGUGUAGUCCAGAACCCAUACAUCGGCCGAACGCCUACCACUCGGAUGCCCAAGCCUGGGGGCGGUGGAGGGGUGCCUCCUGGGAGUCGAGACAGCAGUGGGAUAUGUCGAAGCAGUAGCAUCAGCAGUGGGUCUGGAGGCAAGAUGCUGUCCCUGUCAUCCAUGAACGAGAGUGUGCACAGUGGCCUGAGCUGUUUCUUGUCGGAGCAAGCACUGGAGCAGGAAGAAAAGCAGCAGCGCAGCAGCCAGUUAGCAGAGUUCCAACGUCUUAGAGAGGUUCGUGCUGCUGCCCAGCUCAAAAACCUGGAGGAUUUCCUUAGGAUGAACCAUGUUUCACUCAGGGACAGCAUAUCAUAUGCCACUGGCAUGGUCUACAGAAAUCUGGGAAAAUCAGGGCUGAGGGUGUCCUCUCUUGGAUUAGGCACGUGGGUUACUUUUGGAGGCCAGAUAACGGAUGAGGUGGCAGAGGAGCUGAUGACUUUGGCAUACGAGAAUGGAAUCAACCUGUUCGACACAGCUGAAGUAUAUAGUGCUGGGAAGGCUGAAGUUGUCUUGGGAAGUAUCAUAAAGAAAAAAGGAUGGAGUCGUUCCAGUUUAGUUAUCACCACCAAAAUCUUCUGGGGCGGAAAAGCAGAAAUGGAAAGAGGAUUGUCAAGAAAACAUAUAAUCGAAGGUCUAAGGGCAUCACUACAGAGACUUCAGCUCGAGUACAUAGACGUGGUUUUCGCAAAUCGACCAGAUCCCAACACACCUAUCGAAGAGACGGUGAGGGCAAUGACCUAUGUGAUCAACCAGGGGAUGGCCAUGUACUGGGGGACUUCACGAUGGUCUUCCAUGGAGAUCAUGGAGGCAUACUCUGUGGCACGACAGUUCAACCAGAUCCCACCCAUCUGUGAACAGGCAGAGUACCACAUGUUCCAGAGGGAGAAGGUUGAAGUGCAACUCCCUGACCUCUUCCACAAGAUAGGCAUUGGAGCUAUGACAUGGUCUCCACUGGCCUGUGGGAUCAUCUCAGGGAAGUAUACCAGUGGGAUCCCCCUUUACUCGCGUGCUUCACUUAAGGGGUAUCAGUGGAUGAAGGACAAGAUCCUGAGUGAGGAGGGGCACCGUCAGCAGGUGAAGCUAAAAGAGUUGCAGGCAGUUGCUGAGCGACUAGGCUGCACUCUGCCCCAACUGGCUAUUGCGUGGUGCCUGAGGAAUGAAGGGGUGAACUCUGUCUUGCUGGGAGCUUCCAGAACUGAGCAGCUGAUGGAGAAUAUCAGAGCAAUACAGGUUCUUCCGAAGUUAUCGAUGUCCAUUGUAUCAGAGCUGGAUAACCUCUUGGGAAACAAGCCCUAUAGUAAAAAAGACUACAGAUCGUAGAAGCACCAGCGAUGAACUGCCCCUUAUCCUGUUUUUGAAAAAGAUGCCUAUAAAAUGGAAUCUCUUUCCAAAAGACAUAAGCCCGAAAAUGUGCCAUUUCUCAUUUCACCUAUCUUUCUACUGUCUUGAUCACAUUUUCACUUAAUGCAACUUAAUGAUAUCAAGUUCUACAGCAUGCAAUACUUAUCCUAGUAGUUUGAACAUAACUAACCUUCAAUAAAGAGACAAACAAAAACAAAAUGAAACACUUUGUGCUAAUCAGCUGAGCCACUGAGGCACUAAAGAAACAAGCUAACUGUUGAGUUGAGCAGCUUAGUGUGCUGGACCAGGAUUUUUCACUGACUACAGAUUGUGGCUUCAGCAUGUCGUAGACAUAUGCAUUGGAAGAUUUUUUGAGCUGGGGGUGCUACUUUAUUGACGAUGACUGCCAUUCUCCAGCGCCCAACAACUGAAGCUGUCAUUUUAAUAUACAAGAACAUGCUCUUGUAGGAUUAUGGAUUGUGCAGGGGUGCUUCUCUUUGAAUUUCAGUGUCUGGUAACAAUAUAGCAACUAUCCCAGAUUUCACAGACAUUCACAGACAUUAUAGACAGUUCUAAUCUCAGGAGACAUGGUUAUGGCUGGCUGAACGCAGGUUUCACUUCAAGGUUGUUGGUUUUACUCUGAUACUCAUAGUGUCCACAAUCCAGCAGGGGUUGCUGCAGCACCCUCAGCACCCCACUUCCAUGGUUGCAGAUAACUUAACAAAUUGAUUUUGUUGAAUAUGCAGAAAUGAAUGUCCAUUACAUUCAAGCCAAACACAAUGCCUCUUAAACCUAUCACCGCCAGGUCAAUCUCUGCAUUUCGCAGUGUAUUUGAAAAUCUAGAGUUUGUGGAAACUCUCCCCCGGUUCUAUUCCAACCUGCAGCCCUUUCAGUCUGCAGUUGGCAAUUCAUAGUUCACCUGUUCGACAAAAUCCUCCAUCCUCCAUUAUUCCUUGGCCCCAGGGUGUU
This is a messenger RNA of Dicentrarchus labrax (European seabass), 2422 nucleotides long. RefSeq names its product voltage-gated potassium channel subunit beta-2-like. The record is from RefSeq and is a predicted model, not a curated record. Gene Ontology annotation, cellular component: extrinsic component of cytoplasmic side of plasma membrane; cytoplasm; voltage-gated potassium channel complex. NCBI's taxonomy places the organism in Eukaryota, Metazoa, Chordata, Actinopteri, Moronidae. Gene Ontology annotation, biological process: transmembrane transport; regulation of potassium ion transmembrane transport; regulation of action potential. The transcript has 15 exons. Gene Ontology annotation, molecular function: transmembrane transporter binding; potassium channel regulator activity; voltage-gated potassium channel activity. Bases 65 to 1432 code for a protein of 455 amino acids.